Molecule: messenger RNA, 39888 nt
Organism: Coregonus sp. 'balchen'
Lineage: Eukaryota; Metazoa; Chordata; Actinopteri; Salmoniformes; Salmonidae
Source: the annotation of a GenBank genome assembly
AUGGUGUCUCUCUAUGGGCUCUCUCUGGCCCAAGGGGAAGGAAUGGAGAGGAUCCAGGAAUGUAAAACCAGAUGCUCCAAGGUAGGAAAUCACUCUUUCUGUAUCUUUCUGAGGAAACACUGUUUCCGUUUCAAACACUUCUCAAGUGUCUAUGAGCAGCAUAGCUCCUAUCACUUUGAAUACCACUGCUAAUAUUAUUACUAUUACUAUUACGUCUAAAACUAGACUAUAGUGAUGACUAUAGCUGAACUACAAACAGAGCACACUCUACUGAUACCAAUAGUCAGAAGUGAGAGUAGUGUUUGUCAUAUCAUGACCAAUAUGUUUUAGUAUCGGUCUAUCAUAUUUACUCUCUUGCAUAUAAUAGAAUGUUGAUAUCAUAUUCCCCAUAUAUUCUGAGGAACCAUGGCAACCAAACAAAGUAAAUGAUAAUAAUGACUCUGUAGAGUUGUUACACCAUCAGAGUUUAUAUAUAUAUAUAUAUAUAUGCCAUUUAGCAGACGCUUUUAUCCAAAGCGACUUACAGUCAUGCGUGCAUAAUUUUUUUUUUGUGUACGGGUGGUCCCAGGGAUCGAACCCACUACCUUGGCGUUACAAGCACCGUGCUCUACCAGCUGAGCUACGGUGCUUGUAGCUUCAUUUGGCAGUGGCUCUGACUAUACUCUGACUGAACUUUUAAUACAGUGAAACACAGUGGCUGAGUGUAGGACAUGAAGAGUUAUCACUUAGGUGUGUUGACCAUUUGAAAUUCCAAUAUUGUGAUAGAGUGUAAAUGUUACGAACGACCCUAUAUCACCCAAUGGAAAGAUUCUCAACUGGUGGUUGGAGACCCAAAUUGGGUCGCUGGAGGCUUUGAAAGGGUCGCAGGUGUUUUUUUAUUUUUAUAUAAUCUAAUUUAUUUUUAUGAAAUAAAUACUUCAGUCUGAACUUUAAUGACUAAUCCCAGAAUCUGAUAUAAAGUGUGUAAAAUUAUAAUAAAAUCAUUUAACUUUGAAAAAUCACAUGCAAUAUUUUCAAAAAAGAGCUACAGAGAACUUUCCGUGAAAUGCAAACUUGUAGUGUAUUCAAGAUUUAAAAAGGCUUCUAAAGUUUGUAAUUUCCACUUUAAAAUGUCAGACUUGAUUUGCCCCAAACGAAAAAUGUAUCAAUCCCUACGAAAAAUGUCCAUUAAUUGUAAUCCAUACAAUAAUUUACAUUUCCUGUUGCUGCAGGACUAUUUUCCUGCUGUAGCAAACUGGCUCAAAAUAAGAUCCUACAUCUGUAUUAGCACCGCUAGCAGAUUUUGUUGAUUUUGUGACCUCAAACUAGUGAGCUUCCCAACAUUCAUCAUCAAGAAUAUGAGCUAUAAAAUCAAUAGUUAUUUCUGGUUGCUUGUCAAAGUUAUCUGGCUAACUCAUUGAUCCUGCUUUGUAAUAUACUCCUCUGUUAGCCUUGAUACUUUCUGUCUAUGUUUGCAUCAGAGGAGGAUGAUGGGAGGAGCUAUAGGAUGACAGGCUUAUUGUAAUGGCUGGAAUGGAAUAAAUGGAACAAUAUCAGACACUUCAAACAUAUGGAAACCACAUUUGACUCCGUUCCAUUUAUUCCAUUCCAGCCAUUACAAUGAGCCCAUCCUCCUAUAGCCCCUCCCACCAGCCUCCUCUGGACCCCUUAAGAUAUAAAAAAAGAUGUACAAAAAUUAUUUAAUUAAACAUUGAAUUUGGACAGAUACCUUCAGACUAGUCUUGUAAGCGAAACGACCGACAUGUACGUGUUCGUGAGAGACUCACCUUUCCAUAGAGGGGUCGUAUUAGUGUGUAGCCCAAACUGUUCGGACGCUACAGACAGAAGUAUGCAGAUUGGCUGUACCGACUCCAGACGAGUCCUGUGAUGCUUGUGGGUGUUGUAGACCAAAACGGAGAACGCCAUCGUGUUCGUGAGAGUCAUCUUUCCAUAGAGGGGUCUUUCCAUUCGGAUGCUACAGACAUUUACGUGAGAAGACCGAUUUUCGGCAUGUCUCAUGGUCUGACAAACACCACUUUAGCUCUGACAACUUUCACCGCAGAUGCUGAAGGGCAACAUCGGCGGCAACCUGGUCUCAGAGCAUUUCGUAUUAUUAUGUACGUAAAUUUGAGCAACCUCAUUUAGUAUGAUAUGUUACAUUUCACAUGGUAUGUAUUAAUUUGCAAGUGUCCAUCACCCAUUUUCGUAUUACAUGUUACGAAUUACAAUUGGCAUUAUAUGUUACGAAUUUGCGAAACAUACAAUACAUUACGAAUUUGCAAAAGGCCUAUAUGUUACUAAUUUGCAAAACGUAGCUAGGUGGCUAGGUGGCUAAAAUUAGCUAGUUGGUUAACAUUAGCUAGGCUAGGGGUGAGGGGUAGGGGUUAGAGAUAGGGUUAAGUUUAGGAGUAAGGUUAAAGGGUUAAGGGAAGGGUUAGCUAAUAUGCUAAGUAGUUGCAAUGUAGUUAAAAAGUAGUAAGUAGUUGCAAAGUUGCUAAUGACCUAAAAUGCUAAAGGUAUCUGUGAUGAGAUUUGAACUCGCAACCUUUGCGUUGCUAGACGUUCACGUUAUACGCAAACCCAUCCAUCCAUCCUGCUUUUGUUUUUGCCUUAAGUAACCAUCUGUCUUAUGUAACCAUACCAAACGUAAUAUUUCAUACUAAUUUGUGUGUCCAAGAUUUCCAUUUACUAUGUUACAUCUAGUCUAUGACACCAGGCUAUCGGCAGAUGCUUAAGAUUGAGACGCAGCCCAUGCAAAAAAAACAUAUCUCUAGCUUAAACUGACCGAUUUUGAUGGGGAUGUUUUGAUUAUGCUAAUUAGAUUUCCACGGGGCGCUGACAUCGGCACUAGGGAGUUAAUCCCUGUGGAUGCAUUUCCUCAAGCCUAGUACCUCUGUCAGUACAGAGGCUGUCACUCUCUCUGUGAUAUCCAACACGAGGACACUGGUAAGAUAAAUCGUUUACAUAUCGAACAUAAUUUUAAAAAGGGCACGUGCCUUCACUGAAAGAAAGAUAAGCAAGGAUGCAUUUACCGCACCGUAGAAAAUAAGGAGACACACGGUAAAUAAGCCAGGAAAACAAACACUGGGGUGUGUGUUGUCUUCACAUGGUAGAAACACAGGACAACCCUUGCUAUCUCCAUUACCUCUACUACUACAAUCCCAGCUAACAACAAACAUUCCCACAACUUUAGAGAACGUUCCCUUAAGAGUCUCAUUAGGUCAUUAACUACCGUUUUCAUAGGAAUGUUCCUGUGAUGUGCAAGGAAUGUUUCCAAGAGAACAUUCCCUUAAUGUCAAAUAGAACUUACCCAGAACGUUAUUACCAUGUUAUCAGAACUUAAGAUAUUAAUGUUCUAGACAUGUUAAAUGAGAACAUUGCAAAAAAAAUUUGGGUUCUUGGUCACCUCCCUGACCAAGGCCCUUCUCCCCCGAUUGCUCAGUUUGGCGGGGCGGCCAGCUCUAGAAAGAGUCUUGGUGGUUCCAAACUUCUUACAUUUAAGAAUGAUGGAGGCCACUGUGUUGCAGAAAUGUUUUGGUACCCUUCCCCAGAUCUGUGCUUCGACACAAUCCUGUCUCGGAGCUCUAUGGACAAUUCCUUCGAACUCAUGGCUUGGUUUUUGCUCUGACAUGCACUGUCAACUGUGGGACCUUAUAUAGACAGGUGUGUGCCUUUCCAAACCAUGUCCAAUCAAUGGAAUUUACCACAGGUGGACUCCAAUCAAGUUGUAGAAACAUCUCAAGGAUGAUCAAUGGAAACAGGAUGCACCUGAGCUCAAUUUCGAGUCUCAUAGCAAAGGGUCUGAAUACUUAUGUAAAUAAGGUAUUUGUGUUUUUUCUAAAAACAUGUUUUCGCUUUGUCAUUAUGGGAAUCCAUUUUAGAAUAAGUCUGUAAUGUAACAAAAUGUGGAAAAGGUCAAGGGGUCUGAAUACUUUCCGAAUGCACUGUAAAUGUUUUUGCAAUGUUCCCAUGAAACGUGUCUAGAACAUUAAUAUCUCAAACAUUAGUGGAACAUUACGGGUAACGUUACAAAAACGUGCUCUCUCCCUAGAAUUGUUAACUGGAAUAGUGGCCAACUGGGCUUGUUUGUUUGUACAGCUGGGGUUGUGAGUACUCUGUUAAGUGUAUAAUGUGUAUAAGUAGUAUAAAGUGUAUAUCAAAUGCAUAAAUAAACCGCUUACAUUGUUUUUCAUCUUCUCUCUGCAGGGCCUCCAAUGCAAAAGUAAACCCCACUGUGAGUGCAUUACAAUAUACCCAUUACAAACAAUGUUGUUAUACUCUCUGUGUGUGUGCUUGAGUGUGUUGACAAUGACACUAUGGUAAAUCUCUGAUGGUCCUCUGAUCAGAUAUAAAUUGAUGUCUGAAAUACUUGACAUUUACAAUAAAAGGAUCCAGUUCCAAUGUUUGUGGUAUGGGUGGUCCAAGUGAUAAAACUUUUGCAGGUUUGUUUAUUGUAGCAUGGACCCCCCAUACAGUACAAUAGAGUCAUAGUCCAAGUAGACGCCUCUAGCUGGAGUGAACAGAGACAGAGUGUGUCCACAAUAAUACAUAACAAAAGUCAGGUUAAUCAGCGUCUAACUUAAUCAGCACCUCACCACAACUGUACCUUCCACAAGUGAAAGAAAGAGCAUGACAGCUCAGGCAGGGAGGGAGAAAGAAAGAUGGAUGGAUAAUAUAUCUAUUAUCAUCUGAUAAAGCAGUAGUCAGGGCCUUGACAUGACUGAGUGAAGUAUGAGUAAAGUUGCUGGCUAUUUGAUAUUACUGGUUGUUGUAUAUUUGUAUACAUUUGUCCUGAAAGUCUUGCUAUUUUUAAUGUGAGAGUAAGAUUUCCAAUGUAUUUAUUACCCAAACAGAUUCCUUUGUCCCGUGCAGGACCCAGCAAGCAGACCUCAACACCAGUGUUGUCUUCCACAGCGUCAGUCUGUCCACAGUGAUGAGGUGUGAGGGGAAACAGAAGUGCUCUCUUCACCUUCGAGUUCACACUGCUCUUCAGCUCAGUGGUAGGUUGGGCUCUCCACUUUGAGAUUUCAUGUUGAAAUAUUUUCUGCCUUGUGAACAACAAUGAUCUACGGAAGUCCAGAGAGGACAUACAAAUAAAAAAAAUUGGUCCCUCGUUAUGUCUAGAUCACGACUUAUUUAUCUCACCACAUAACAAAAGUUGUUUUGUUGAGAUCAUGAGAUAAUCAAAAGUACCACGCAUCAUCCAUUAAUUUGUUCAGAUGCACGAUAACCACUUUAUCAAGGAGCCCUGUGGCUGAAUUGAUCGCAUUGCAGGGCAUUUAAGCCCGGAACAAUGCCUGAGCCAGCACUGUCUCCCAGGCUGCGUGCUGCCCCAAAGACCAGAGCCAUUGCAUGCAAAGAACCACACAGCUAACUUGGCUAGUCUUGUGAACUAGCUAGUUUAAUUCCUGACAGUCUGAUCAGAUUCAAUUUCGGCCUUAGAGGCUGAUAAAUCAGGAUACUGCUUUGUAGGCUGUUUGGUAGGUAAGGCUCCUUGCAGGCAGAUUAGCUGUCAAAGUGCUAUAUAGGCAGAUACAUACAGUUGAAGUCGGAAGUUUACAUACACUUAGGUUGGAGUCAUUAAAACUUGUUUUUCAACCUUCCACAAAUUUCUUGUUAACAAACGAUCGUUUUGGCAAGUCGGUUAGGACAUCUACUUUGUGCAUAACACAAGUCAUUUUCCAACAAUUGUUUACAGACAGAUUAUUUCACUUAUAAUUAAUUCACUGUAUCACAAUUCCAGUGGGUCAGCAGUUUACAUACACUAAGUUGACUGUGCCUUUAAACAGCUUGGAAAAUUCCAGAAAAUGAUGUCAUGGCUUUAGAAGCUUCUGAUAGGCUAAUUGACAUCAUUUUAGUCAAUUGGAGGUGUACUUGUGGAUGUAUUUCAAGGCCUGCCUUCAAACUCAGUGCCUCUUUGCUUGAUAUCAUGGGAAAAUCAAAAGAAAUCAGCCAAGACCUCAGAAAAAAAAUCGUAGACCUCCACAAGUCUUGUUCAUCCUUGGGAGCAAUUUCCAAACGCCUGAAGGUACCACGUUCAUCUGUACAAACAAUAGUACGCAUGUAUAAACACCAUGGGACCACGCAGCCGUCAUACCGCUCAGGAAGGAGACACAUUCUGUCUCCUAGAGAUGAACGUACUUUGGUGCGAAAAGUGCAAAUCAAUCCCAGAACAACAGCAAAGGACCUUGUGAAGAUGCUGGAGGAAACAGGUACAAAAGUAUCUAUAUCCACAGUAAAACAAGUCCUAUAUCGACAUAACCUGAAAGGCUGCUCAGCAAGGAAAAAGCCACUGCUCCAAAACCGCCAUAAAAAAGCCAGACUACGGUUUGCAACUGCACAUGGGACAAAGAUUGUAUUUUUUGGAGAAAUGUCCUCUGGUCUGAUGAAACAAAAAAAGAACUGUUUGGCCAUAAUGAUCAUCGUUAUGUUGCAAGCUGAAGAACACCAUCCCAACCAUGAAGCACGGGGGUGGCAGCAUCAUGCUGUGGGGGUGCUUUGCUGCAGGAGGGACUGGUGCACUUCACAAAAUAGAUGGCAUCAUGAGGAAGGAAAAUUAUGUGGAUAUAUUGAAGCAAAAUCUCAAGACAUCAGUCAGGAAGUUAAAGCUUGGUCGCAAAAGGGUCUUCCAAAUGGACAAUGACCCCAAGCAUAUUUCCAAAGUUGUGGCAAAAUGGCUUAAGGACAACAAAGUCAAGGUAUUGGAGUGGCCAUCACAAAGCCCUGACCUCAAUCCUAUGGAACAUUUGUGGGCAGAACUGAAAAAGCGUGUCGAACAAGGAGGCCUACAAACCUGACUCAGUUACACCAGCUCUGUCAGGAGGAAUUGGCCAAAAUUCACCCAAGUUAUUGUGGGAAGCUUGUGGAAGGCUACCCGAAACGUUUGACCCAAGUUAAACAAUUUAAAGGCAAUGCUACCAAAUACUAAUUGAGUAUAUGUAAACUUCUGACCCACUGGGAAUGUGAUGAAAGAAAUAAAAGCUGAAAUAAAUCCUUCUUUCUACUAUUAUUCUGACAUUUCAUAUUCUUAAAAUAAAGUGGUGAUCCUAACUGACCUAAAACAGGGAAUUUUUACUAGGAUUAAAUGUCAAGAAUUGUGAAAAACAGAGUUUAAAUGCAUUUGGCUAAGUUGUAUGUAAACUUCCGACUUCAACUCUAUCUGAUCCAGGGGGUGAGCUCUAUUCCUUGCAGGCUGAUCAGAUUCAAUAACAGCCUCAGAGGCCGAUGUCUGGAUGCUGCCUCAGAGGCUGAUAAGUCAGGAUGCUGCCUUGAAGGCUGUCUGCAAAGAGCCUUACAUAUGAAACAGCCUACAAGGCAGCAUCCUGAUUGGUAGGUUGACUGGUUGACUGAUAACCUGAACCAGCUUACAGUUUGAAGCUUUCUCUUGAGUGGGCAGCCUGAUGAAAGCCAGUCAAUAUUUAAAUCGGCCAGAAAAUAUACCUCUCUGUUAAUAUCACAUACAUUAUCAAACAUUUCACACGUUAUAUCCAGAUACGGACUGUUAGCACUUGGUGGUCUAUAGCAGAUUCCCACCAGAAUAGGCUUUAGGUGAGGCAGAUUAACCUGUUGUCAUAUUACUUCAACAGUGUUUAACAUGAGAUCCUCUCUAAGCUUUACAGGAAUGUGGUUCCAAAUAGAAACGGCCACACCUCCACCUUUGGCAUUUCUGUCUUUUCUGUAGAUCUUAUAACCAUGUAUUGCUACCACUGUAACAUCAAAUGUAUUAUCUAAGUGAGUUUCAGAGAUUGUCAGAAUAGGAAUGUCAUCUGUUACUAGCAAAUUAUUGAUUUCAGCUACAUAUGUUAAUGUGGGCUAUUUUUAGCACUUUUCUGGGAUGCUUGAUUGUUUUUAUUGCUUUACUGGGAAGCUUAGCAGAGGUAGACAUGCUCAUGUUAUUUAUGUUAGUGCAGGGUGAGCUGCACACAGUGGACUUCCUACUAGAACACACCGCCUCAGUGCUAACAGUAUCACUCUGGUUCAUAGGCACAUGAUUACUGCAUACAAUAGCUGUGGGAUCAGCAGAAGAAUUCAGGGCAGUAAGAGGGACAUCAAUUAGGUUACUUACAUUGUGUCAUUCAACGGCCCUGGGAUAAUGUGCAUUUGCUGAAGCAUUAUGACAACUCAGCGACACAAUAUUAGGGAUUAAAUGAGCUGGGCUUGGGUAAUUGAUAAGUCACUGUCUCAACACAUUCUUACAAUGCUGUGAAAGGAACCAGGAACCAAAAUGAUUUGGGUGGAUCCCAUCCUCCUUAUAACACAAGAUUUUUUUCCAGAAGGUAUCAAAAUUGUCAAUAAAUGUUACAUCUACAGAGCUGCAAUAGUCUCAUAACCAGUUAUUGAGGGCUAAAAGUCAGCUGAACCAUUCAAUGCCACGAUUUAGGGAGGGCAGAGGGCCAGAAAUUAUGGGCUGUUUUGUCAUGUUGUAUAAUGAUUAGAAGACAGGCGCAGGAAUACGUAUUCUUUUUUUUUAUUACCCCACCCAACACAAGGUACGUCAUGAAAAAACGACGGGGACGAAGCCCAAAACAAACAUGUAUAUAUAUAACACCGGGAUGUAACCCAAACAAAAGAGCGAGGCGUAAACCUCCAAACAAAUACAUGGGACGAGACCCGUAAUAACAAGCACAAUACACAGUACUCACGAGACCAACGGACAUGGGACAAUAAUCGACAAGGACAAUGGGGAACAGAGGGCACAUAUAUACACAUACUAAUCAGGGGGAAUGGGAACCAGGUGUGCGUAAUGAGACAAGACAGUCCGGGUUGGUGGCAAUGAACCAGGUCAGUGAUGCCUAGAAGGCCGGUGAGGUAGACCUCAAGAGCUGGUGAACGGGAUUGAGCAGCAGUACCAGGGGGGAUCGUGACACGUUCAUUGGUGUAAGUAGUGAGCCAAUCAGUUCUUUAAAAUCCAUCUUCAGCUAUUCUGAGCUGCCCUUCAUAACAUCAUUGAAUCCCAUAUGAACUAUGAUAUACUCAAUGUCCUGAUGCUGGUUUAAAAUGUUUGGGAGCAGCUUAUUGAUGGCCUGUACUCGUGCUCCUGGACAGCACAACAUUUUUGCUCCAGGGAUUGAGACAUUUCUCACCAUUGAACUGCCCAAUACAAUGGCCGGAGAAGGGAAUGGUGAAAUCCGCCCAUUCCCACCCCUCACACAAUUCAUUGAGUCUUUCACAGGCCCACGAGAAGCAGGAUAACGUACCCCAAACUCGAUAACGCCGCUGCUGGAGUCAGCAUAAUUUGAGUCAGCACCGUCGUUGCAGACACAGGCAAUCCCAGCGAUGAAGGCACAGAUAGAUCAGGCCCCAGUACAGUGAAGCUAUUCCUUAUGUCAAUGUGCUCCGAACCUCUCGCAGUCACCCCCAUCCGCUUAGCAGCAUGCCGCUGCCUUCGGUUUCCACGACUUGUGACAUGGGACCAGCGUUGAUUUCUACUUGCUGUUCCCCGUCUUCUUCACUACAGGAUGGAGCAGGAGAAGCAGAUGAAGACGAUUUCCUUGACAGGCAAGUUCCAGGUAGCACAGGCCAUUCGGAUAGGGACAGAUGACAAGGCGGGGAAACUUCCAUCAGGCCCGAGCGAUGUACAGCCAUAGGAGUUGAGAACGAGAAAGUUCCAAUUUGUGUUUUCCCCAUAACCUUGUGCAAAAUUGAGAUUUGUUUGCUAAGCAUAGCCACCUCAUUCCUGUAAUCCUCCGCUAGCAAACAAUUGCCGCAUUGGAACUCCGUAUUGUCAUUAUUGUCCUGGACAAGACCGUAAUAAACACAGAUUCUACAGCGUGGAAAUGUUUGUUAGCUAUUCAAGGCGAAGAGGGCUCCAUUGCAACCUAGCUAGCUGGCUAGUUGGUAGCAGGUGUUGACACAGGUAUCCGAGUUCUUGAGUUCCGAAGUUUUCGGCGUUGAGUCGGUGUCUCCCGACAACAGCCUGUUUCCGGUUUCUGGUUGAUGACGACAGCCACGCGAAUAUGACAACAGGUUGUUAGCAAGCUAAUUUUGCGAUAAUGACACAGAUACAGUGGCUUGUGAAAGUAUUCACCCCCCUUGGCAUUUUUGCUAUUUUGUUGCCUUAAAACCUGGAAUUAAAAUGGAUUUUUUGGGGGGUUGUAUCAUUUGAUUUACACAACAUGCCUACCACUUUGAAGAUGCAAAAUAUUUUUUAUUGUGAAACAAACAAGAAAAAAUACAAAAAAAAGCAGCAUAACUAUUCACCCCCCCAAAGUCAAUACUUUAUAGAGCCAGCUUUUGCAGCAAUUACAGUUCUAAGUCUCUUGGCGUAUGUCUCUAUAAGCUUGGCACAUCUAGUCACUGGGAUUUCUUCCCAUUCUUCAAGGCAAAACUGCUCCAGCUCCUUCAAGUUGGAUGGGUUCCGCUGGUGUACAGCUAUCCUUAAGUCAUACCAGAGAUUCUCAAUUGGAUUGAGGUCUGGGCUUUGACUAGGCCAUUCCAAGACAUUUAAAUGUUUCCCCUUAAACCACUCGAGUGUUGCUUUAGCAGUAUGCUUAAGGUCAUUGUCCAGUCUCAAAUCUCUGGAAGACUGAAACAGGUUUCCCUCAAGAAUUUCACUGUAUUUAGCACCAUCCAUCAUUCUUUCAAUUCUGACCAGUUUCCCAGUCCCUGCCGAUGAAAAACAUCCCCACAGCAUGAUGCUGCCACCACCAUGCUUCACUGUGGAGAUGGUGUUCUCAGGGUGAUGAGAGGUGUUAGGUUUGCGCCAGACAUAGCUUUUUCCUUGAUGGCCAAAAAGCUCAAUAUUUGUCUCAUCUGACCAGAGUACCUUCUUCCAUAUGUUUGGAGAGUCUCCCACAUGCCUUUUGGCGAACACCAAACGUGUUUGCUUAUUGUUUUCUUUAAGCAAUGGCUUUUUUCUGGCCACUCUUCCAUAAAGCCCAACUCUGUGGAGUGUACGGCUUAAAGUGGUCCUAUGGACAGAUACUCCAUUCUCCGCUGUGGAGCUUUGCAGCUCCUUCAGGGUUAUCUUUGGUGUCUUUAUUGUCUCUCUGAUUAAUGCCCUCCUUGCCUGGUUCGUGAGUUUUGGUGGGUGGCCCUCUCUUCGCAGGUUUGUUGUGGUGCCAUAUUCUUUUAAUUUUUUUAAUAAUGGAUUUAAUGGUGCUUCGUGGGAUGGUCAAAGUUUCGGAUAUUUUUUUUAUAACACAACCCUGAUCUGUACUUCUCCACAACUUUGUCCCUGACCUGUUUGGAGAGCUCCUUGGUCUUCUUGGUGCCGCUUGCUUGGUGGUGCCCCUUGCUUAGUGGUGUUGCAGACUCUGGGGCCUUUCAGAACAGGUGUGUAUAUAUAUACUGAAAUGAUGUGACUGAUCAUGUGACACUUAGAUUGCACACAGGUGGACUUUAUUUAACUAAUUAUGUGACUUCUGAAGGUAAUUGGUUGCACCAGAUCUUAUUUAGUGGCUUCAUAGCAAAGGGGGUGAAUACAUAUGCACGCACCACUUUUCCAUAAUGUAUUUUUUAGAAUUUCUUUCAACAAGUAACUUUUUUCAUUUCACUUCACCAAUUUGGACUAUUUUGUGUAUGUCCAUUACAUGAAAUCCAAAUAAAAAUCCAUUUAAAUUACAGGUUGUAAUGCAACAAAAUAGGAACAACGCCAAGGGGGAUGAAUACUUUUGCAAGGCACUGAAUAGGGUGUGUUGUUUGCUCUCGGAGUGUUCAGAGCGCACACUGGACGCUCUGGCCGAGGAGUAGUGUCGAUCUGAGCGUUCUUUUAAUUUGGAUGUGGGGAUUUAUGCCUUUCAAUCUAAUUUGAGUGUUUUAACUUGUAACGGUGCUGCAUUCAUUUCUAACGCGGCGGCAUGGGAUUUGUGUUGUUGCAUCCAAUGGCAGUGUCCACGAAAAGGUAACUUAAUUAUUUGCUUGUGGAUUUGACUGCUCUAACGCAGUUCCACCCCUGACACGCCAAAAUGACAUUAUGCGGAUGUCAAUCUGAUUUACUCGAACCCUUAAUCUCUGUUUGCUUCUCAAAUAACACCCUAUUUCCCAUGAAGCAGUGCACCAUAUGGGGAAUAGGGUGUCAUUUGAAGCUACCCUUUACAGGGAAACUUGGUGUUUUCCUGGCAAUUCUUUGAUUUAUAAGAUUGGGGCGCUCACAGGGAGACUAUGUUGUGAAAACAGCAUACCACUGAAACCAGAUAGAACACUAUUGUCAAAGUUGCGUCAAUUCAAAUCUGGCAUUAGGAACAAAAGAGGUCAACACGACUUCUAAGAUAUACUAGUUAUUUUAAUUAAUGCAAAAACCUUCAAUGGUAAAUAUGAUGUUUCGUAUAUACGGGCUCUUUGAAAUACCUCACAGGGCACUUCAGAGAACUAAAUCCAUUGUUUCAGAUUGUUCUUCAAAUACUCUUACAGAGAGAGUUUCCCACCUCUCUGCUGGCCAAUCAGAGUAGAGACUUGAGCGUGGUUUAGACUUACUCAGCCAAUCCGUUGACGCACAGGCUAGUCCCCCGCCUCUUAGCGCAUCCCUGUUUCCAGGCAUACGUUUAUCAUAACAACCUGUCAUAGUGAGAAGAGCCAGCUCCCCUAGACACCAUUCCUACGUCCAAGGAAGGUUCACAGAUCACAAAGAACCAGUGUAGUCUAGUAUUUGGAGACACAAAUCCUUAUCUCAUUUUACCCCCUAAAACAGCUCUUCACAUCAAUCACAGCUUGCCAGGUGACACAACCUACAUUAGCCCAGUCAAGAAUGCAUUCUUUCUAAGUUAGUCAUCCCAUCAAUUAUAAAAAUAAUAAAUCUCUCACACUAUGAACAGAACAGAGCCACAGCAUGUACUUCCCUAGUCAGUUCUCCUCAGAGCAGUUCUGUACAGGUGAGAGCGGGAUGGGGGCCGGAGAGGGGAAACCCCUGCAAUAAUAUCUUACCUGGCCCUUUGAUUCAGGGUCACACUGCUUCCUGUAGCGCAUGUGACACGCAUGUGACACGCACGUACGCUCACACAUAUACAUUGUAGGCAGUCAAUUUAAGAAAUGAUGUGAAUAAAAAAUUCGGACAUUUAAAAAGUUUUGAAAUAAAUAGCCCUUUUUUCGAUUAUUGAAUUGUCAUUUCUGUUUACUUCCUGAACUGACUUCCUUCUAUUUGAAUUGAGGCCAACCCUGACACACACACACUGUAAUUACGGUACUUGCACUGACCCUGUAUAGCUUGCAUUCUCAUGAUUUUUAAUGCUACUUUUCCUCAGAGCACAUCCAUGGUGUCUCCAUAUGCACUGUUACCGCAGGGAUGAUGUUGGCAAGCUGUAGGCUCGUCAGCUUCCCCAGAGUAGCCAGAAAGAGACUGGAGGGACAGCAGGUACAGUAUUACACUACCACACCAUGCACCCUACCAUACUACAAACUACACCCCAUACCACUACCCUACAACAUAGAGACUGGAGGGACAACAGGAACAAUACACUUAGUCAAGCAAAACAUUGCUGUACAGUAUGUGUGCUUGUGGCAACAACCUCCCAUCACACCCAAGAACACAAAUAUGGAUCUGGCUUCAGAACACUUGUAAUCUAUCUCUCUAUCUCUAUCUCUCUCUCUCUCUCUCUCUCUUUUUCUCUCUCUCUCUCUCUCUCUCUCUCUCUCUCUCUCUCUCUCUCUCUCAAGGUGGAGGUUCAUAAUGACUGCUCUGAGGUGUGGCCAGGUCAAGAUGUUCACGUCACUCUAAAGACCAAUCCAGGCUACUGUGGAGUCACCUGGACAAGCACUUACCAUGUCCCAGGUGAGGAUGAGGACCGUGAUCAAUGGUGAAUAAUAAUAAUGGAUUGGAUUUAUAUAGAGCCUUUCUACCAACUGAGGUACUCAAAGCACUUAACAUAGUAAGGGGGAAACUUUGUCGAUGCACUGUUUGUUUUACAGAGAACAAAACUCAACUUGGUUUUAAACUAUAUUUCAGAAUGUGGCAGCAGAGAUCUUCGGAGUAACAUUCCAGAAUGUAUCAGUAAGUUUGAUAGAUGUUAUUUCUCUAUUGUUCUAUAGUUCACAACCAUUGAAUCACACUAGAUAUCCCUUAGCAUGGUUUACAAUGACAGACUAUUUCUGCGUUCAACAAGGCUUCAUUUUUGCCUUGCCAAACCAGACAACAUCAUACUCAUUCUAUAUUUCCUUGUGUACAAAUCAGCCUAAAGAUAUUGGCAGUACAUCCAUUUCCCUUGACUGUGUGAUUACUGACUGACUGUGUCCUAUGACAGCUGGGAGGCUAGCGUACACUGUGGACUCAGACAGAAAGGAGCUGGCUGUGUCUGUCUCAGACAUGUUGGAGGAUGAAGACUAUCACCUGAGACUGUGUCACAGAAAAGCCUACACAUGUAGAGACACAGGGGCCAACACACUGGUAAGAUUACAGGAGAUGGGGACCUUAUAGAGUAAACGUUUCUUCUCAAAUGGUGGGACCUUGGUUAGCCUGGAUUCCAUAAUGUAUAUUUCACUAUUGUUUCACUCAGUGAAAUGAAAGCAUAUUGAAACAGAUUGAUAUUCAGUUUGGAGUGUGGCUAGGCACUAAUAAUAUGUUGAUGCACUUCCCCACCUUCACUUUCCUAGCAUAAUAACCCCUCCCAGUGACAAGUGCGUUUACAACUACUGCUUGCCAGUAAGUGUUGUAAAACGGUGAUAGUCAACACUAUACUUUGUGCAUACUCUGAUAGUAACACAGGGAAGAGUAAGGUCGUAGAAAUGCCUCAGCCAGAUGGUAUGAUGAUAAGACAGGCAUCAUAAAUCAGUUGCGCUAUACUCAUCAGACCCUGGAUUUAAAUACCAUUUGAAAUAAUUUCAAGUACUUUACCUGGGCUUGAUUGAGCUUGCCUAGCACAAUGGAACCAAUAUAAUAGUGCCAAAACUACAAACCCAUCUGGCACUCCAGGCAGACUAGUAUUUGAAAAUAUGUCAAAUAGUAUUUGAACCCAGGUCUGAUCCUUGUUGACCCUUGUUCCUUCUCCGCAGAUCAGAAAGGAGGAUGUGUUGAAGAAUACUACUCUGCAGUAUUCUACACCUUUGCCCUGUCUCUGUAUUGAGGUACUGACUCUUCACGGAUCAUUAUCUAGUUAGAUCAAUCUGUAUCUACUUUUUUAUCUGCUUGCUAGAUCAUUUUGUUUGACCUUUAUGCAAUCAAAUGUCUUUAUGACGAUCUGGACUGUCUUGUGGACAUUGUGGUGUUACAGUGCAUUCGGAAAGUGUUCAGACCCCUUUACUUCUUUCACAUUUUGAUACGUUACGGCCUUAUUCUAAAAUGGAUUAUAUUGAUUUUGUCCCUCAUCAAUCUAGACACAAUACGCCAUAAUGACAAAGCAAAAAAAGGUUUUUAGAAAUUGUUGCAAAUUUAUAAAAAACAACAACAACUGAAAUAUCACAUUUCGUACACUACUGUCAGUAGGUGCUGUAGGUGGGUGUGGUGUGGAAUCAGGCGCAGGACGCAGAAGAUAAGUCCAACAAAGACUUUUAGUAGAGCACACACAAAAACACAAUCCAACAGCCCGGAGGAGAGAAAAAUGCGCACACAGGCGUAAACAGAAGGGCGCACUAAACAUGUGCGAAAAUCCUCUCCCAAAUACAAAGGAGGCAAGCUACAAAUAGCGCACCGAAAGGGUAGCGCACCAACACGACAUAGGAAACAAUCACACACAACACCUGACAAACACAACGAGAACUUAUAGGCCACUAAUGACACUAAACAACAACAGGUGUACAAUUCCAGACAAGACCAAACGAACAUAGAAACAUACAACGGUGGCAGCUAGUAUUCCGGAGACGACGAACGCCGAAGCCUGCCCGAAAAAGGAAGAGAGGCAGCCUCGGCCGAAACCGUGACAGUACCCCCCCCCCUUGACGCGCGGCUCCAGACGUGCGCCGACUCCGGCCUUGGGGACGACCAGGAGGACGCGGAGCAGGGCGCGUCGGGUGACUACGAUGGAAUUCCGUCAGGAGAGACGGGUCCAAAAUGGCUCCCCUCGGCACCCAGCACCGUUCCUCCGGGCCGUACCCCUCCCACUCCACCAGAUAUUGGAGACCCCCCAUCCGACGUCUCGAAUCCGAGAUGGACCGCACGGAGUACGCCGGUGCCCCCUCGAUGUCCAAUGGGGGCGGAGGAGUCUCCCUGAUCUCAUUUUCUUGGAGUGGGCCAGCUACCACCGGCCUGAGAAGAGACACAUGGAACGAGGGGUUAAUACUUUUAUACUCAACAGGUAGUUGUAAUCUGUAACACACCUCGUUCAAUCUUCUCAGGACUUUAAAUGGCCCCACAAACCGCUGACCCAGUUUCCGACAGGGCAGGCGGAGGGGCAGGUUUCUGGUAGAGAGCCAGACUCGAUCACCAGGUGCGUACACCGGUCCCUCACUGCGGUGGAGAUCGGCGCUCGCCUUUUGACGACGGAGGGCCCGCUGCAGGUGGACGUGUGCAGCGUUCCACGUCUCCUCCGAGCGCGGCACCCACUCAUCCACCGCAGGAGCCUCGAUCUGGCUCUGCUGCCAAGGUGCCAGAACCGGCUGGUAACCUAACACACAUUGGAAAGGGGUUAGGUUAGUGGAGGAAUGGCGUAGGGAAUUCUGGGCCAUUUCUGCCCAGGGAACGUACCGUGCCCACUCCUCCGGCCGGUCCUGGCAGUAUGAUCUAAGAAACCUACCCACAUCCUGGUUCACACGUUCCACCUGCCCAUUACUCUCCGGAUGGUAACCCGAGGUGAGGCUCACCGAGACCCCCAACCGCUCCAUAAAGGCUCUCCAGACUCUGGAGGUAAAUUGGGGACCUCGAUCAGACACAAUAUCCUCGGGUACCCCGUAGUGCCGGGAAACAUGGGUGAAUAGCGCUUCGGCGGUCUGUAGGGCCGUAGGAAGGCCCGGCAUAGGGAGCAAACGACAGGCCUUAGAGAACCGGUCCACAACGACCAGUAUAGUAGUAUUCCCCUGUGAGGGAGGAAGGUCAGUGAUGAAAUCCACCGAGAGGUGAGACCAUGGUCGUUGUGGAACGGGCAGGGGUAGUAACUUACCCCUAGGCAGAUGUCUAGGCGCCUUACACUGGGCGCACACCGAGCAGGAGGAUACAUAAACCCUCACAUCCCUCGCCAACGUGGGCCACCAGUACUUAGCACUAAGGCAGUGCACUGUCCGGCCGAUACCAGGAUGUCCAGAGAAGGGUGACGUGUGAGCCCAAUAGAUCAAUCGAUCCCGCACCUCGAGCGGAACGUACUUCCGACCCUCCGGGCAUUGAGGUGGACUAGGGUCGGUGCGCAGCGCCCGCUCGAGUUCAGCAUCGACCUCCCACACUACCGGUGCCACCAGACAAGACUCCGGCAGUAUGGGAGUGGGCUCCACGGACCUCUCCUCCGUGUCAUACCGCCGAGACAGCGCGUCUGCCUUACCGUUCUGUGACCCAGGGAUGUAUGUGAUCUUAAAUAUGAACCGGGUCAAAAACAUAUUCCACCGCGCCUGGCGAGGUUUCAGUCUCCUAGCUGCCCGGAUGUACUCCAGGUUACGGUGGUCCGUCAAAAUGAGGAAAGGGUGUUGAGCCCCCUCAAGCCAGUGCCUCCACACCUUUAGGGUCUGUACCACGGCUAACAGCUCCCUGUCCCCUACGUCAUAGUUUCGCUCCGCCGGACUGAGCUUCUUGGAAUAAAAAGCACAGGGGCGGAGUUUAAGUGGCGUGCCGGACCGUUGCGAAAGCAUGGCUCCUAUACCGGCCUCUGACGCGUCCACCUCUACCUGAAAUGGUAAAGAGGGAUCCGGAUGCGCCAGCACCGGAGCCGAGGUAAACAGGUCCUUCAGCCUCCCAAACGCCCUGUCCGCCUCGGCUGACCACUGCAGACGCACCGGACCCCCCUUCAAAAGAGACGUUAUGGGAGCUGCCAGCUGUCCAAAACCCCGGAUAAACCUCCGGUAGUAAUUCGCAAACCCCAAAAACUGCUGCACCUCCUUCACAGUGGUUGGCGUUUGCCAAUUACGCACGGCUGACACCCGGUCUACCUCCAUCUUCACCCCUGACGCAGACAACUGAUAACCCAAAAAGGAGACCGACUCCUGGAAAAACAGACACUUCUCUGCCUUGACAUACAGGUCGUGCUCCAACAGCCUCCGCAACACUCGGCGCACCAGUGCCACAUGCUCGACUCGGGUAGACGAGUACACGAGAAUGUCAUCUAUGUACACGACCACCCCCUGCCCCUGCAUGACCCUGAAGAUCUCAUCCACGAAUGAUUGGAAAACUGAAGGAGCGUUCAUCAACCCGUAUGACAUGACAAGAUACUCGUAAUGGCCCGAGGUAGUACUAAAGGCUGUCUUCCAUUCAUCGCCCCCCCUAAUGCGCACCAAGUUGUACGCGCUCCUGAGAUCUAAUUUAGUGAAGAAACGCGCCCCGUGCAAUGACUCCGUCAUGGUCGCAAUCAGCGGGAGUGGAUAACUGUACUUCACCGUGAUCUGAUUGAGACCACGGUAAUCAAUGCACGGGCGUAACCCACCAUCCUUUUUCUUCACAAAAAAGAAACUCGAGGACGCAGGGGAAGUGGAGGGCCGUAUGUAUCCUUGUCUCAGAGAUUCGUCUAUGUAAGUCUCCAUAGCUCUCUUCUCCUCCUGAGACAGAGGAUACACAUGGCUCCGUGGGAGCGCAGCUCCUGCCUGGAGGUCUAUCGCACAAUCUCCCUGCCUAUGGGGAGGCAACUGCGUCGCCCUCGACUUACUGAACACAAUAGCCAAAUCCCCAUACUCAGGGGGAACGUGCAAUGCGGGCACCUGGUUUGGACUCUCCACCGAGGUAGCCCCUACGGAAACGCCUAAACAUCGACCCACACACUGGGCAGACCACUCCAUCAGAGCCCUCUCCUGCCACGAAAUAGACGGGUUAUGGGUACUCAACCAGGGCAUGCCCAGCACCACCGGAUACGCAGGCGAGUCAAUCAGAAAUAGCUGGAUCAUCUCCUGAUGAUCCCCCUGCGCACACAUCCUAAGUGGCGCCGUGACCUCCCUGAUCAAGCCCGAUCCCAACGGACGGCUAUCUAGGGCAUGAACGGGGAAGGGGACGUCAACAGGGAGAAGGGGAAUCCCUAAGGCUAAACAAAAUUUCUUAUCAACAAAAUUCCCAGCCGCGCCUGAAUCUACCAGCGCCUUAUGCUGGGAAUGAGGUGCUACCUGUGGAAAACGCACAGGUAUACAGAAGUGCGCAACAGAGAGCUCUGGGUGAGUGGGGCGCCUACUCACCUGGAAGGACUCCCCAGUGCGGGGCCUGUCGUCUUCUCCCCUAGGAGGCCAUCCCCAGCACCUAGCCGCGGUGUGUCCUCCCCGACCACAGUUGGUGCAGGAGAUGGACCCCCUCGUACUCCGACCCCUCCUCUCUCUAGCGCCAGCGCCCCCGAGCUCCAUGGGGCUCGGCUCGGAGACGCUGGAGGGUGAAAUGGACGGACCUCCCCCGGGACGUCCACGGGUAGCCAGCAGGGUGUCCAGCCUGAUGGACAUGUCGACUAACUGGUCGAAAGAGAGGCUGGUGUCCCGACAGGCCAGCUCCCGAUGGACGUCCUCACGUAGACUACAGCGGUAGUGAUCGAUGAGGGCCCGCUCAUUCCACCCUGCAUCCGCCGCUAGAGUACGGAAUUCCAACGCGAACUCCUGGGCACUCCUCUUCCCCUGCCGGAGGCAGAACAGACACUCCCCCGCCGCUUUCCCCUCUGGUGGAUGGUCAAACACCGCCCUGAAGCGGCGGGAGAACUCAGCGUAAGUGAUGGUGGUAGCGUCUAUCCUCCUCCACUCGGCGUUGGCCCAUUCUAACGCCUUGCCGGAAAGGCAGGAGAUAAGGGCGGACACGCUCUCGUGUCCCGAGGGCGCCGGGUGCACGGUGGCCAGGUAAAGCUCCACCUGGAGAAGGAAGCCCUGACACCCGGCAGCGGUCCCAUCGUAGGCCCUCGGGAGCGAGAGUCGAACUCCUCUGGGUUCCGGAGCGGGAAUGGGCUGACUUGCUGAUGGUGAUGGUAGGGACGGUGGCGUUGGGGGUGUUCCUCGGGUCUCCCAGCGUUGGAGCGUGUUGAUCACAUCCUGCAGGGCGGUCCCGAUCCGCAGGAUCUGGUCAUUCUGCUCCCGAACCCGAUCCUCCAACGUCUCCUGUGCUGCUGCGGCUCCUGCUGAUUCCAUUCAGAUGGUGUGUGAUUCUGUCAGUAGGUGCUGUAGGUGGGUGUGGUGUGGAAUCAGGCGCAGGACGCAGAAGAUAAGUCCAACAAAGACUUUUAGUAGAGCACACACAAAAACACAAUCCAACAGCCCGGAGGCGAGAAAAAUGCGCACACAGGCGUAAACAGAAGGGCGCACUAAACAUGUGCGAAAAUCCUCUCCCAAAUACAAAGGAGGCAAGCUACAAAUAGCGCACCGAAAGGGUAGCGCACCAACACGACAUAGGAAACAAUCACACACAACACCUGACAAACACAACGAGAACUUAUAGGACACUAAUGACACUAAACGACAACAGGUGUACAAUUCCAGACAAGACCAAACGAACAUAGAAACAUACAACGGUGGCAGCUAGUAUUCCGGAGACGACGAACGCGAAGCCUGCCCGAGCAAGGAAGAGAGGCAGCCUCGGCCGAAACCGUGACAACUACAAGUCAAAAGUUUGGACACACCUACUCAUUCUGUCACGAAUUCAGCCGAGGCUGCUCCUUCUCCUUGCUCGGGCAGGCUUCGGCGGUCGUCGUCACCGGAGUACUAGCUGCCACCGAUCUAUGUUUCUGUGUUCUACUUGUUUUUUCUAUAUUGCACACACCUGGUUCCAAUUACGAUAAUUUGUUUCCCUAUUUUACCCUCUGGUUCCCUCAUGGUUUUGUGCGUGAUUGUUCGUUGUUUUGUGAUCAUUGACAUGUGAGUCGGUAUUUUCUUCCCUGCGUGGAAGAUAUGUUUAUUUACUUGUGUCAAGUAAGGUACGUCGUUGACUAAAUUCUGUGUCCUGCGCCUGACUCCGUCCUACCGCUACACACUGACGGAUGACCCAUUCAAGGGUUUUUAUUUAUUUUUUACUAUUUUUACAUUGCAGAAUAAUAGUGAAGACAUCAAAACUAUGAAAUCACACAUAUGGAAUCAUGUAGUAAACAAAAAAAGUGUUAAACAAAUCAAAAUAUAUUUUAUAUUUGAGAUUUUUCAAAUAGCCACCCUUUGCCUUGAUGGCAGCUUUGCACAUUCUUGACAUUCUCUCAACCAGCUUCACCUGGAAUGCUUUUCCAACAGUCUUGAAGGAGUUCCCACAUUUGCUGAGCACUUGCUUUUCCUUCACUCUGUGGUCCGACUCAUUCCAAACCAUCUCAAUUUGGUUGAGGCCAGGUCAUCCGAUGCAGCAAUCCAUCACUCUCCUUCUUGGUAAAAUAGUUCUUACACAGCUUGGAGGUCUGUUGGGUCAUUGUCCUGUUGAAAAACAAAUGAGAGUCCCACUAAGCCCAAACCAGAUGGGAUGGCGUAUCGCUGUAGAAUGCUGUGGUAGCCAUGCUGGUUAAGUGUGCCUUGAAUUCUAAAGAAGUCACAGACCGUGUCACCAGCAAAAUAUCAUCACACCUCGUCCUCCAUGCUUUACGGUGGGAAAUACACAUGCGGAGAUCAUCCGUUCACCCACACCGCGUCUCACAAAGCCACGGCGGUUGGAACCAGAAAUCUAAAAUUUGGACUCCAGACCAAAGGACAAAUUUCCACCGGUCUAAUGUCCAUUGCUCGUGUUUCUUGGCCCAAGCAAGUCUCUUGUUAUUUGUGUCCUUUAGUAGUGGUUUCUUUGCAGCAAUUCGACCAUAAAGGCCUGAUUUAUACAAUCUUCUCUGAACAGUUGAUUUUGAGAUGUGUCUGUUACUUGAACUCUGUGAAGCGUUUAUUUGGGCUGCAAUUUCUGAGUCUGGUAACUCUAAUGAACUUAUCCUCUGCAGCAGAGGUACCUCUGGGUCUUCCAUUCUUGUGGCGGUCCUCAUUAGAGCCAGUUUCAUCAUAGCACUUGAUGGUUUUUGCGACUGCACUUGAAGAAACUUUCAAAGUUCUUGAAAUGUUCUGUAUUAACUGACAUUCAUGUCUUAAAGUAAUGAUGGACUGUUGUUUCUCUUUGCUAAUUUGAGCUGUUCUUGCCAUUUUUUGGACUUCGUAUUUUACCAAAUAGGGCUAUCUUCUGUAUACCACAACCUCCUUGUCACAAAACUGAUUGUCUCAAACGCAUUAAGAAGGAAAUAAAUUCCACAAAUUAACUUUUAACAAAUGCAUUCCUGGUGACUACCUCAUGAAGCUGGUUGAGAGAAUGCCAAGAGUGUGCAAAGCUGUCAUCAAGGCAAAGGGUGGGUACUUUGAAGGAUAUAAAAUAUAAAAUAUAUUUUGAUUUGUUUAACACUUUUUUUGGUUACUACAGAUUCCAUGUGUGUCAUUUCCUAGUUUUUAUGUCUUCACUACAAUUCUACAAUGUAAAAAUAAAGAAAAACCCUGGAAUGAGUAGGUCCAAACUUUUGACUGGUACUGUACAUAUUCAGACCCUUUACUCAGUACUUUGUUGAAGCACCUUUGGCAGUGAUUACAGCCUUGAGUAUUAUUGGGUAUGAUGCUGACACCACCAUGCUUCACCGUAGGGAUGGUGCCAGGUUUCCUCCAGAUAUGACGCUUGGCAUUCGGGCCAAAGAGUUCAAUCUUGGUUUCAUCAGACCAGAGAAUCUUGUUUCUCAUGGUCUGAGAGUCUUUAGGUGCGAAGCGGGCCUUCAUGUUCCUUUUACUGAGGAGUGGCUUCCGUCUGGCCACUCUACCAUAAAGGCCUGAUUGGUGGAGUGCUGCAGAGAUAGUUGUUCUUCUGGAAGGUUUUCCCAUCUCCACAGAGGAACUCUGGAGCUCUGUCAGAGUGACCAUCAGGUUCUUGGUCACCUCCUUGACCAAGGCCCUUUUCCCCGAUUGCUCAGUUUGGCCAGGUGGCCAGCUCCAGGAAGAGUCUUGGUGGUUCCAAACUUCUUACAUUUAAGCAUGACGGAGGCCAAUGUGUUCUUGGGGAGCUUCAGUGCUGCAGAAAUGUUUUGGUACCCUUUCCCAGAUCUGUGCCUUGACGGACAAUUCCUUCGACCUCAUGGCUUGGUUUUUGCUCUGACAUGCACUGUCAACUGUGGGACCUUGUAUAGACAGGUGGGUGCCUUUCCAAAUCAUGUCCAAUCAAUUGAAUUUACCACAGUUGGACUCCAAUCAAGUUGUAGAAACAUCUCAAGGAUUAUCAAUAGAAACAUGAUGCACCUGAGCUCAAUUUUGAGUCUGACAGCAAAGAGUCUGAAUACUUAUGUAAAUAAGGUAUUUCUAUUUUUUGUUGUAUUUUUUUGCAACAAUUUUUAAAAAACCUGUUUUUUCUUUGUCAUUAUGGGAUAUUGUGUGGAGCUUGAUGAGGAUUUUGUAUUUAUUUAAUCAAUUUCAGAAUAAGGCUGUAACGUAACAAAAUGUGGGAAAAGUCAAGGGGUCUGAAUACUUUCCGAAUGCACUGUAUAUAUUUCUAUAUUUAUCCCACAGGGAUGGUCUGCCACGUCUGAUGCACCCAGAGUUCAAGUCUUUCCCUUCAAAGACCGUGAGUGUCCUUCAACUUCUAUUAGACUGAAUGUUUUAUUAGUUGGUUGGUUGAUUGACUGUGAAAUUUGCUAUAUUGUCAGUGCAUUGCUUUUGACCGCGCCGCUUCUUUUCUCCAAAGGUCUGGAGGAGUUGUGGUCCGGCAUUAACUUUGACCCGGUGGAGGAGGCUUUGUCAUGGGAACCAGUGUGUCCUGUUGCCGUGGUGAUCUCACUGUGCCAAAAACGAGGGGAUGAUGAGUGUGACGAUCUGGCUGGUUCAUCACAGACCCUCAGCAGGGAAAAGGUUAGGUGCCUCAAUCAAUCAAUUAGUAAAUCAAUCAGCUGUACCUCUUUGAACUCCUUCACAGUUAAUAUGCUGUUUCAAAGACAAAAGACUGAUAUGACCAAGGCUAUAUCACCAGAUGACUGUUUUACAAUAACUAUUAUAGAUUAAAGUCCUCAUUUAACUUUCCUUUCAGAUAACAUUCUCCAGAGUGGAUCCACACCCACAGCUUUGUAUGAAGGUAAGACAUCACCUUUGCCUGUGGCGUCUUCAAUGACUGAAUGCAUUAUCUUUCUAAGAAGUCCUAUUUACUAUCUGAACAUGCCGGUACAUCUCCCCUUUGAGUAUGCAGAACAAAUUAAUCUAACAAAUGCAUGCUCCUGGCUGUUGUUUUAUCUACAGUUUACCAAAGAUUCUGGAUCCUGGAUCCGGUGCCCCUUUGCAGAUGGGAAUUUCCAAGGUAAUAGCGCUCUGUAAAUAGUGUGCAUAUAAUUAUCAUGAGUAAUCCAUCUGAAGUUGUGAAUGAUGUGCUUUUAAGUGGAAAAGGGUGCCACAGCUUGCACAUCAGUCAAACCCAUGACACCCAAGGAUAAGAAACCUCCAACGCUCUAGUAUCAGUCUUUACACUAAUGCAAUAUUAUGGCAGACCUGGAUUAAAAUGUCAUUUUAUUGAACUUGUCUGGCACAAUGAACCAAUGGAAUAGUACCAGAUGGCACUCCAGGCAGGCUGAAUCAAACGCUAAAAUUCUUUGGAAAGAAAACAAAUACUUUUUGAACCCAGGUCCGUUAUCUAGUAUUGCCAGUAUAGAGUACCACAGUAUGAGUCGUUUUUUCCACCAUACAUUUUUCCCAUAGGGGAUUUUAGAAACACCUAAAAUAAGAGCUGCGUUUCGUGUAGGCUUGCCCUGGCGUGACGUUUAGAUAACUGUGUAAAUCUCUCUAGGACAAGGUGACUUUUAUCAACAUACAGUGAGCACCAUAAUUCAUUGUUAUUUUGGUUCUGUACUCUAGCACUUUGAGUUUGAAAGGAUACAAUGACAAUGAGGGUGAAGCGCAGACUGUCAGUUUUAAUUUGAGGGUAUUUUCAUACAUAUCGGAAGAACCGUUUAGAAAUGACAGCACCUUUUGUACAUGGUCCCCCCAUUUUAAGGUACUACAAGGAUUUGUUAAAUUGGCUUCACAGUCGUUAGGCAGGUGUAUUCAUUUGUGUCAUUAGUGAAUGCAGGAGAGCUGUUGAUGAAUAGUAUUGAUUCUAGACUUUGCUAUUGCCAUUGGAGGUUGUUGUUGGGGUGAAAUAACAUGAGGAAGACAGCAGUGUCGAUGCAAAUGAAGCUGGCCGUCAUAAGGCUCAGAAAUUAAAAUCAAUCAAUCAGGAACAUUGCAAAAACCCUGGCCAUGCCCAAGUCAACAAUUUGGUUCAUCAUUAACAAGAAAAAAACAACUGGUGAACUAAAUUAUGUCAAAAGACCCGGUAGACCGAGGAAGACCACUGUAGUGGAUGACCGGAGAAUACUCUCUAUGGUGAAGAAAACCCCCUUGACAACAGCCCAACAGAUAAAAAAACACUCUCCUGGAUGCAGGUGUAGAUGUGUCAAAGUCUACCAUACGUAGAAGACUUGUCACGGAUUCAGCCGAGGCUGCCCCUCCUCUUUGCUCGGGCAGGCUUCGGCGUUCGUCGUCACUGGAGUACUAGCUACUACCGAUCCAUGUAUCUAUGUUUGACUUGUUUUGUCUUCAUUGGUCACACCUGUUUCCCAUUAUGUAGUUAUGUCUUCCCUAUUUCACCCUCUGUCUCACACUGUGUGUUGUGCAUGUUUGUUCAUGUUUUGGUUGUCGUUAGUGUGCGGGUUUGUUCCCUCCCUGCGUGGAGGUUUUGUUUCAUACUUUUACCUACGAGUAAAGUACGUUUUUUGAUUAGCUCUGUGUCCUGCGCCUGACUUCGCCUACCGCAUUACACUGACGCCUUGACAUGGAGUCAGCAGGUACAGCAAUGCCAGCCGGAUCAAUGGAGGAACGCGUCCAACAACAAGCGGCCAUGAUCCAGGCUCUCGGCACCGCUAUGGAACGGGUGGUUAAUACCAUGGAACAAUGGGAGAGAGGCGGUAUCCCUAUACCUCCUCCAAUUACACCACCACCAACACUGCUGUCCACCUCUUCACCAUCUGGGUCCAGUGGGAUUCGGCUCUCGCUCCCGAGGGCAUAUGACGGUACAGCUGCCGGGUGUCAGGGUUUUCUGCUCCAGGUAGAGCUCUACCUGGCAACCAUCCACCCGGCUCCCUCGGGAUACGAGAGCGUGUCCGCCCUCAUCUCCUGUCUGUCCGGUAAAGCGCUUGAGUGGGCCAAUGCCGAGUGGGGGGGAAUAGACGCCGCAACUGUAAGCUAUGCAGAGGUUACCCGCUGCUUUAGGGCGGUAUUCGAUCAUCCACCAGAGGGGAAAGCGGCGGGUUACCAUCUAUUACACCUCAGACAGGGGAAGAGGAGCGCGCUGGACUUUUGCACUGGACUUUCGGACUCUGGCUGCCAGCGCAGGAUGGAAUGAGAGGGCCCUCAUCGACCACUACCGUUGCAGCUUAAGGGAGGACGUUCGUCGAGAACUGGCCUGCAGGGACACCAACCUAAACCUGGACCAACUGGUGGAUAUGUCAAUCCGACUGGAUAACCUGUUGGCCACUUGCGGACGUUCGGAUCAGGGGCCGUCCAUUCCAUCCCCCAGCACCUCCGACCCUACCCCUACGGAGCUUGGAGGUGCUGCUAUGAGGGAGACCGGUAGAGGGGCCGUCCCCUGCACCAACUGUGGCCGCAGAGGACACACUGCUGGUCGGUGCUGGGGAGGGUCUUCUAGGAGUCGAGGCAGUAGGCAGAGCACUGGUGGAUCGUUUCAGGUGAGUAGGCACCCAACUCAUCCAGAGCUCCCUGUUGCGCAUAUAUGUAUAGGUGUUGUAUUUCCCGAGUUUUCUUCUCAUUCCCAGCAUAAGGCGCUAGUAGAUUCAGGCGCAGCUGGGAACUUUAUUGAUCGUCAGUUUACCCGUAGGCUAGGGAUUCCUAUUGUGCCAGUUGAUGUGUCCUUCCCUAUACAUGCCCUAGAUAGUCGCCCUUUAGGGUCAGGUCUGAUUAGGGAGGUCACAGCGCCACUCUGGAUGAAGACCCAGGAGGGGCAUGAGGAAACAAUUAGUCUAUAUCUGAUUGAUUCUCCUGCGUUUCCAGUGGUGUUGGGGCUUCCCUGGUUAACCUCUUAUGACCCCACUAUUUCAUGGCAACAGAGGGCUCUCAAGGGAUGGUCAAGUCAGUGCUCGGGGAGGUGUGUAGGUGUUUCCAUAGGGGCAACUACGGUGGAAAGUCCAAACCAGGUUCCCACCAUGCACAUUCCACCUGAAUAUGCCGAUUUGGCUCAAUUACCACCCCAUCGACAGGGGGAUUGUGCGAUAAACCUCCAGGUAGGUGCUGCGCUUCCCCGGAGUCAUGUGUAUCCUCUGUCACAGGAAGAGACGGCGGCUAUGGAAACAUAUGUCACCGAAUCACUGAGGCAAGGAUACAUUCGGCCUUCCACUUCCCCUGUGUCAUCGAGUUAAUUUUUUGUGAAGAAGAAGGAUGGUGGCUUACGGCCGUACAUUGACUACCGUGGUCUUAAUCAGAUCACAGUAAAAUACAGCUAUCCACUACCUCUGAUUGCGAGUAUGACGGAGUCAUUGCACAGGGCGUGCUUCUUCACGAAAUUGGAUCUCAGGAGCGCGUACAACCUGGUGCGUAUCCGGGAUGGAGAUGAGUGGAAGACAGCAUUUAAUACCACCUCUGGGCACUAUGAGUACCUCGUCAUGCCAUACGGAUUGAUGAAUGCUCCAUCAGUCUCCCAAUCUUUUGUUGAUGAGAUUUUCAGGGACCUGCACGGACAGGGUGUAGUGGUGUAUAUUGAUGACAUUCUCAUAUACUCCGCUACACGGGCCGAGCAUGUGUCCCUGGUGCUUGGUCGACUGUUGGAGCAUGACCUGUAUGUGAAGGCGGAGAAAUGUCUGUUCUUCCAAGAGUCCGUCUCCUUCCUAGGACACCGCCUGUCCGCGUCAGGUGUGGAGAUGGAGAUUGACCGCAUUUCGCCCGUGUGUAAUUGACCGACUCCAACCAUGGUGAAGGAGGUGCAGCGAUUCUUGGGUUUUGCCAACUACUACCGGAGGUUUAUCCGGGUCUUUGGUCAGGUAGCGGCUCCCAUUACCUCCUUGCUAAAGGGAGGACCGGUGAGUAUACAGUGGUCAGCUGAGGCGGACAGGGCUUUUGGUCAUCUGAAGGACCUGUUUACCUUGGCUCCGGUGCUGGCUCAUCCGGAUCCUUCCUUGGCAUUCCAGGUUGAGGUGGACGCGUCCGAGGCUGGGAUUGGAGCUUUACUGUCUCAGCACUCGGGUACGCCACCAAAACUCCGCCCCUGUGCUUUCUUUUCUAAGAAGCUCAGUCCGGCGGAGCGCAACUAUGAUGUGGGGGACUGGGAGCUGUUAGCUGUGGUUAAAGCUCUGAAAGUGUGGAGGCAUUGGCUUGAGGGGGCUAAACACCCUUUUCUCAUUUUGACUGACCAUCGUAAUCUGGAGUACAUCCGGGCGGCGAGGAGGUUGAACCCUCGCCAGGCAAGGUGGGCCAUGUUCUUCACUCGUUUUGUGUUUACUCUCACUUACAGACCAGGUUCCCAGAAGGAGAGGUCCAUUGAGCCCACUCCCAUACUUCCGGCGUCGUGUCUGGUGGCACCGGUGGUGUGGGAGGUUGACGCGGACAUCGAGCGGGCGUUACGUACUGAGCCCACUCCCCCCCAGUGUCCAGAGGGUCGGAUGUACGUGCCGCUUGAGGUUCGUGAUCGAUUGAUCUAUUGGGCUCACACGUCACCCUCCUCUGGUCAUCCUGGCAUCGGUCGGACAUUGCACUGUCUUAGUGGGAAGUACUGGUGGCCCACUUUAGCCAAGGGCAUGAGGGUUUAUGUUUCCUCCUGCUCGGUGUGCGCCCAGUGUAAGGCACCUGGACACCUGCCCAGAGGGAAAUUACAACCCCUACCUGUUCCACAAUGGCCGUGGUCCCACCUAUCGGUGGAUUUUGUGACAGACCUUCCCCCCUCACAAGGAAACACCACGAUCCUGGUCGUUGUGGAUCGGUUUUCCAAGUCCUGCCGUCUCAUUACAAUGCCUGGUCUCCCUACAGCCCUACAAACUGCUGAGGCCCAAUUUAAACACGUCUUCCGGCACUACGGGGUACCUGAGGAUAUUGUGUCGGAUCGGGGUCCCCAGUUCACCUCAAGGGUCUGGAGGGCGUUCAUUGAACGUCUGGGGGUCUCGAUCAGCCUUACCUCAGGUUUUACUGUCACGGAUUCAGCCGAGGCUGCCCCUCCUCCUUGCUCGGGCAGGCUUCGGCGUUCUUUGUCACUGGAGUACUAGCUACUACCGAUCCAUGUAUCUAUGUUCGACUUGUUUUGUCUUCAUUGGUCACACCUGUUUCCCAUCAUGUAGUUAUGUCUUCCCUAUUUCACCCUCUGUCUCACACUGUGUGUUGUGCGUGUUUGUUCAUGUUUUGGUUGUUGUUAGUGUGCAGGUUUAUUCCCUCCCUGCGUGGAGGUUUUGUUUCAUACUUUUACCUACGAGUACAGUACGUUUUUUGAUUAGCUCUGUGUCCUGCGCCUGACUUCGCCUACCGCAUUACACUGACGCCUUGACAAGACUACACCAGCAGGACUACAGAGGGUACACUACAAGAUGCAAACCACUGAUAAGCCUGAAGAACAGAAAGGCGAGAUUACAGUUUGCUAAAAAGCACAUAAAAGAGCGCCAAGAGUUCUGGAAAAAAGUAUUGUGGACAGAUGAGACAAAGAUUAACAUGUACCAGAGUGAUGGAAAGAGGAAAGUGUGGAGAAAAAAAAGAAAUGACCAUGAUCCAAGGCAUACCACCUCAUCCGUGAAACUUGGUGGAGGGGGUGUUAUGGCUUGGGCCUGUAUGGCUGCCAGUGGAACAGGCUCACUUCAUCGAUGAUGUGACUGCAGACAGAAGUAGAACAAUGAAUUCUGAAGUCUACAGAAAUAUUUUAUCUGCUCAGAUAAAACCAAAUGCCUCCAAACUCAAUGGAUGGCACUUCAUCAUGCAACAAGACAAUGACCCUAAACAUACUGCUAGAGCAACGAAGGGGUUUUUGAUGGCCAAAAAGUAGAAAAUCCUUGAAAGUCCCCGAAACAAGCAGGAACUGAAGAUGGCUGCAGUAUAGGCCUGGCAGAGCAUCACCAGGGAAGAUACCCAGCGUCUGGUGAUGUCGAUGCAUCGUAGACUUCAAGCAGUCAUUGCAUGCAAAGGAUCUGCGACCAAAUAUUAACAAUGAUUACUUUAUUCUACAUUAUGUUAAACUGUCCAAUGUUUUUUGAUGCCCGAAAAUGGGGGGGGGGGGGACCAUGUACAAAAGCUUCAUUCAUUUCUGAACGGUUCAUCCGAUAUGUAUGAAAAUACCCUACAAUUAAAGCUGACAGUCUGCACUUCACCCUCAUUGCCAUUGUAUCCUUUAAAACUCAAAGUGCUAGAGUACAGAACCAAAAUAACGGUCACUGUCCAAUGAAUUAUGGUGCAGACUUUAUACAGUGGGGAAAAAAAGUAUUUAGUCAGCCACCAAUUGUGCAAGUUCUCCCACUUAAAAAGAUGAGAGAGGCCUGUAAUUUUCAUCAUAGGUACACGUCAUCUUUGACAGACAAAAUGAGGAGAAAAAAUCCAGAAAAUCACAUUGUAGGAUUUUUUAUGAAUUUAUUGGCAUAUGAUGGUGGAAAAUAAGUAUUUGGUCAAUAACAAAAGUUUCUCAAUACUUUGUUAUAUACCCUUUGUUGUCAAUGACACAGGUCAAACGUUUUCUGUAAGUCUUCACAAGGUUUUCACACAUUGUUGCUGGUAUUUUGGCCCAUUCCUCCAUGCAGAUCUCCUCUAGAGCAGUGAUGUUUUGGGGCUGUCGCUGGGCAACACAGACUUUCAACUCCCUCCAAAGAUUUUCUAUGGGGUUGAGAUCUGGAGACUGGCUAGGCCACUCCAGGACCUUUAAAUGCUUCUUACGAAGCCACUCCUUCGUUGCCCGGGUGGUGUGUUUGGGAUAAUUGUCAUGCUGAAAGACCCAGCCACGUUUCAUCUUCAAUGCCCUUGCUGAUGGAAGGAGGGUUUCACUCAAAAUCUCACAAUACAUGGCCCCAUUCAUUCUUUCCUUUACACGGAUCAGUCGUCCUGGUCCCUUUUCAGAAAAACAGCCCCAAAGCAUGAUGUUUCCAACCCCAUGCUUCACAUUAGGUAUGGUGUUCUUUGGAUGCAACUCAGCAUUCUUUGUCCUCCAAACAUGACGAGUUGAGUUUUUACCAAAAAGUUAUAUUUUGGUUUCAGCUGACCAUAUGACAUUCUCCCAAUCCUCUUCUGGAUCAUCCAAAUGCACUUCAGACGGGCCUGGACAUGUACUGGCUUAAGCAGGGGGACACGUCUCCCACUGCAGGAUUUGAGUCCCUGGCGGCGUAGUGGGUUACUGAUGGUAGGCUUUGUUACUUUGGUCCCAGCUCUCUGCAGGUCAUUCACUAGGUCCCCCCGUGUGGUUCUGGGAUUUUUGCUCACCGUUCUUGUGAUCAUUUUGACCCCACGGGGUGAGAUCUUGCGUGGAGCCCCAGAUCGAGGGAGAUUAUCAGUGGUCUUGUAUGUCUUCCAUUUCCUAAUAAUUGCUCCCACAGUUGAUUUCUUCAAACCAAGCUGCUUACCUAUUGCAGAUUCAGUCUUCCCAGCCUGGUGCAGGUCUACAAUUUUGUUUUUGGUGUCCUUUGACAGCUCUUUGGUCUUGGCCAUAGUGGAGUUUGGAGUGUGACUGUUUGAGGUUGUGGACAGGUGUAUUUUAUACUGAUAACAAGUUCAAACAGGUGCCAUUAAUACAGGUAACGAGUGGAGGACAGAGGAGCCUCUUAAAGAAGAAGUUACAGGUCUGUGAGAGCCAGAAAUCUUGCUUGUUUGUAGGUGACCAAAUACUUAUUUUCCACCAUAAUUUGCAAAUAAAUUCAUUAAAAAUCCUACAAUGGGAUUUUCUGGAUUUUUUUUUCUCAAUUUGUCUGUCAUAGUUGAUGUGUACCUAUGAUGAAAAUUACAGGCCUCUCUCAUCUUUUUAAGUGGGAGAACUUGCACAAUUGGUGGCUGACUAAAUACUUUUUUUCCCCACUGUAUGCCUGUAUUUCAUUUUAGUCAUUUAGCAGACGCUCUUAUCCAGAGCGACUUACAGUUAGUGAGUGCAUAUAUUUUAUUUUUUUAUACUGCCCCCCCGUGGGAAUCGAACCCACAACCCUGGUGUUGCAAACGCCAUGCUCUACCAACUGAGCUACAUCCCUGCCGACCAUUCCCUCCCCUACCCUGGACGAUGCUGGGCCAAUUGUGCGCCGCCCCAUGGGUCUCCCGGUCACGGCCGGCUACGACAGAACCUGGAUUCAAACCAGGAUCUCUAGUGGCACAGCUAGCACUGCGAUGCAGUGCCUUAGACCACUGCGCCACUCAUUGUAGUUUUCCUAUUAACCCCACAAAAAUGAAAUGCUAAUUAGCUGUUAAUGUGGCUAUCAUAAAAAACUACAAAUACAUUGAUGAUCUGGAUGAGCCUGCCGAAUUCGAGGCAAAGGUAAGAAUCUCUGGAUUAACUAUCUAAUGUUAGCUAAAUGUAGUAAUGAAUAAAUAGGCUACAUUUCUUUAAAUGGACUAUUCUGUGAACUGUCUUGUGCAAGUUUUAAAUUGACACAAUACCUGUUAGCAAAGGUAUCGGCCAGAGAUGACUUGCAGGGAUUUGUAGCUUUGCAUGAUGUCUACUUUGAUGCUAGUUACCAUUUUCGAAUGUGAGAGUAAUUCGAGCCAAAUAUAUUGAUAAAAGUCACCUUCUCCGAGAAAAAUUACAUGGUUAUCAAAACAUCACGCCAGGGUAAGCCCACAUGAAACACAGCAAUUAUUUUAAGUGCUUCGAAAAUCCCCUAUGGGGAAAACGAAUGGUGGGAAAACUAUUGAAACCGUUUCCUUUUGACCACUAGGAUUUAUGGGUAUUAUGACACCUCCACUGUGGGGCUCUAUACAGCAGGUGAUCACACAGUAAUUAAUGUUGAAUGAUGCCAUUGCCUUGCUCUCCAGCCUGGGACCUGGGUGUCGACCAGCUGCGGCUGGUUGUAACAUCACGGGUCAGAGCACCCAUCUCUCUUCGUGUGUGUGUGAAGACGGGGACCUCUGCAUGCCACCAAGGACACACAUUCCCUGUACCUGGGGUAAAUAAAUAUCUAUCUGCAACUAAUUCUUAUCAUAGGCAACAGUACUAAUGAUUAUUUAAAAAAAUAAUGGUGUUUGCUAACUAUGAAGUCUGCUGUAUCAAGGAGCUGUGUUGACCAAACAAAGAUACAAUUACUGUAUGACUUAAGUUCCCCAAUAACCAACCAAAAAUCAUCGCUCAACAUAAAAAGUGAACUAAACCUGGUGGGGUUUUAAAAUCGGUUCUGAAAGGCAUCCAUGUGGGUGUCUACUGAGUGCUGGCCAAGCAAACUCGAGUAGGGUCUUAACACACCCACCAUGGACGCCCAUUAGAGUUGCCUGAUACAGACAAACUAAAAUAACCCACACCAACUUAAGUUAGGGAGUGAAAAUAAACAUGGAGCAGACCUUAACAGGGAGACACAAAAUAAAAGGAUUUGUAUUCACAAACUUAGAAGGAGAGUUAAACUGCUCUUCCAACAUCUCUCAUGCCAACUGGAGCAGUGGUCUAAGGCACUGCAUUGCAGUGCUAGCUGUGCCACUAGAGAUCCUGGUUCGAAUCCAGGCUCUGUUGUAGCAGGCUGCGACCGGGAGACCCAUGGAGCGGCGCACAAUUGGCCCAGGGUAGUGGAGGGAAUGGCCAGCAGGGAUGAAGCUCAGUUGGUAGAGCAUGGCGUUUGCAACGCCAGGGUUGUGGGUUCGUUUCCCACGGGGGGCCAGUAUGAUAAAAAAUAAUAAUGUAUGACUUCUAUGCACUCACUAACUGUAAAUCGCUCUGGAUAAGAGCGUCUGCUGAAUGACUAAAAUGUAAAUGGAACAUUGGCUCUGCAGCUCUUAAAUAUCACCUGUGCCAGCACAGGCGAAACUAACGAGGCAACAAGUGCAACACAUCCUAACCACUGAGGAUGACUCCAAUCAGCGCACAUGAUCAACUUAAAGGGGAACUACACCCACUGAGUUGGCCUCGUUUUUUGGCUUGCUCCUCAAGAAAUGCUGACGGCCAUGACAGAAACCAAACGUGAGUUGGCUUAGGGGUGUGGUUUCUUGGGUGUGUCAGUGGGCAGGUUCGUUUUACAUGGCCCUGUGCCCUGGGCGGGUGGAGAUUUCUCCUUAGGACCAAUGGAAUGGUCGAAAAUGAGCAAACCCCGCCCAGCCAGGGCAACAGGCCAUGCAAAACGAAUUUUCUCCUUACCACCACCAAGACACACCCAUCUGUCAGAACCUUGCCCGCAGCUGUUUCCCCCCAACUCAAUCACAACAAACAAACCUCCUGCAGGUUGAGUUCAAUAACUACAGGCAGAUGUAUGGUGAGAUGCUGGAGGAAGCUUUGAAUAGGUCAGUAGCCUACAGAAUAAUAUGAGAAGAAUUUCAUUGCUGAAUUUAUGUAGAUAUUCUAAACAACAUGUUUUGAUAACGUUCAGGUCCAUGUAGAAUAAACAACCCUUUACAUAAUACCAUAGAAGCAGUGUUCUGCUAAUAUAACAAUGUGCACCUUUCAUUGUCAUUCCCAUUUUGUACAGAUACUGUGCCUAUCGGCAUUUUGUCUGCUGGUAAUAGGGCUACCUUGGCAAACAUGUCAGAGUGGUCAUACCUUCCUGUGUGGUGUCCUGUAUACAACAGCAGUUCCCUGAUCCUGGUGCAGAAUACACAGGGUUUCUCCCUCCUCACAUUGACUGAUACCAUUCAAUUCUAUAAUAAAUACAACAUAUUUUUACAAAAACAAAUAUUUAAAAAAUACAAUAGCUGCCUAAAACGCAGAAGUUUUGACAAAAGAGGGAAAAUCUCGAUCUGUGUACCUUCCUAGUAUUCCCAUUUCCUCGGGACAAGCCCAACCAAUACAAUUUGUGCCAGGGCUACACACUAACUAAGCACAACAAAAACAAAUUGACUGCCCACUCUUGAAAGACAAUCAGCAUCCAAGUUGUCCUUACCACGGACAUGUCUGAUUUCAAAAGGAAACUCCUGCAAUAUGAGACUCCAGUGAAGGAGUAUGCAAUUCGUGGAGCUCAUCUUUUACAGGAAAACAAGAGGGUUACAAUCACUAAAGACCAGAAGCGGGGUAGAGACCGAUACAUAAACCUUGAUCUGCUGGUGAGUGUUUCUUUCUCAAUGGUGGAGUCGUGUUUCUGAUAGGAGGAUGGAUGCUCAACAUCGUUGUCGGCUUGCUGCAGAAGCACAGCACCUGCUCCUACAUCACUGGCAUCUGUAUACAAAGAGAAUGGAUGACAGAAAUCUGGAGCGGCAAGCAAAGGUGCGGAGACCAAAAGGGUCUUCGUCUUCUCAAAAGCCGCUUGACAGUCUGGGCUCCAACGGAAAAUUACUUUGUGACUGGUCAAAUCCGUAAGUGGGGGCAACAACCUGGGCAAAGUUCUUGCAAAAUGGCUGGUAGUAGCCAGCCACCCUCAAGAAUUGGCACAGUCCCUGGCGAGAAGUUGGCACAGGAAGGCUAUUGAUGGCCUCCGCUUUUACCAUGACAGGUCAGACUUUUCCUUGGUCCACCAUCUUCCAGAGAUACUUCACUGUUGCUUGGGUGAUUUCACUCUUUGACAGUUUAACAUUUAACAUCAAUUCACUCGAGUCCCUAACGUGUCACGCUCUAGUACAUUUGUCUGAGUUGGCACAUCUGAAAAUAAACCCUGAUAUUCUAAAAACAGUGCAACAAUGUCGCCUUUCUCCUCCAGAGACAAGUGUGCCAAAAAGCCCUCAAGGUUUUCCAGAAUCUCUGUGUUACUCAACCGUCCCGGCACAGUGUGUAUUGGGCUUUCCUCAUGCUCUCAAGAAAGACUAUCGUCAACGGUGAUGGCAGUGGCCACAGGCCACUACCGGUUUCCACCGACUUCUCCGCCUGAUCACAGCGGGAGAAGUAUGGUUUCAACAUAUUGACAUGACACAGUAGUUUUUUCACCCUGCACUCCGGUGUGGCGAUGACGUAAUCCAGAUUUAAAAAUAUAUAUAUAUUUAUGGGGUAAGGGCCUGAAAAGCGAGCUUAAAACGGUGACACCAGAUUCUUGAACAACUUCCCGUGCUGCAAAUAGCACUAGAGGGACCCUUUCAUCCCAGUCUUUCUCGAACUCAAAGCCGUAAGCUCUCAACAUAGACUUCAAAGUCUGAUGAAAUCUCUCAAGAGCACCUUGAGACUCUGGGUGGUAGGUACUAGAGGGGCAAUAGGUAACACCCAACUGCUGUAGCACUUGCUGAAAUUAGAACCUUGGUCUGAUUGGACUACCUGCGGAAGUCCAAACAUUGACAAGAACAUCCUCCAAAAUGAAGGAUUGGGUUACCCCAGUGUCUCACAGAAUCUUCACAGGCUGUUUAACAGCAUCACCACUCUGCAGAGACAUGAACCCGUCUGAAACAUUCAUACACAUCUGAUCCAAGACUUAACGGGCUUGAGUGCUCCCACAAAAAGAAACAGCUUUUUCUGUCUCAUUUUUCUGUUUCAACUUAGGACACAGAGACAGUGGCCGUGUCCGAAUACCCAUACUAGCGUACUACAUACUUAAAGUGCAUACUCUUUACUCAUCGUUGCAUACUAUUUAGCACGUAGCGUUUAGUAAAAAGUAUGCAGUAUGACACAGCCACAACGCAGUAGCGGCUCCUGAUUGGCUAAGUAGGUGGGGCGGGACCGAGUGAGGGUGGAUUUUUCCAAAUUCAACAGACAUGCAUCGCAUUAACCAGCCUGAUAAUAGCUAAUUUCCAAUUUGAGUAACUCUUUUACGCGUACGAAUACGCGGGUGUAAUCAUUCUACAGUGGUCCCUGCAGCGUAGGCUCAAACCGGUGUGAUUAGAACACUUCAUUAGAACAUCUAGUCACGAUUGACGCAACAGCCAGUGUUUGAGCAGGCCACACUUUUCACAGCAACAUUUUGCACAAACACAGUUUUAAUAAUGUUAUGUCCUCAAUAUGACCUUUCGGUUACUGGCCCAAUGUUCUUAACCGCUAGUCUAAUACCGUGAAGAACUGACAGAAACACAAUACCAGGUAGUACACACCUAAACAGAAGUACAACAGAAGCUGUAAGGAAAUCUGUUUCUUCUUCUAAAGCUCACUGACAUGUUUUUGUAUUCUGUUUCCUUUUACAGGAGAGUUUAGUACACUAAAAUAUUUUAUGUCUUCCAUUUGCAGGAGAAAUCUGUUAACCUCAACCUGACUGUGGACGUAUGCCUACCAAACACCUGUGUCCUGGUAUGAUGAGUACUGUUCAUGUAAAUGUUCGUACAUGUAUAGAUCUCACAGGCAUUUUGACAUUGAUUGAUAGACGCAUAUUCUAUUUUGACAGGUGAAGAGGCUUAACGUAAAGUAUGCUGCCACCAUCCUUCAUUGCUAUAUACGAUGCUGUGAGUGUUGUGAAACUUUUUGACCUAUAAUACAAGGGUUUACUAAGAAGAAGUGAGCUCAUUCAAAACUCUCUUGAGUUCAGCCUUGUGUGACCAUUCAGCCUUGAGUGACUGACUGGGUUCCUACAGGGUCUCCCACAAGACCGUGUUGUUAGCCCAAUGAGCUAAAGCCAAGGUAUUGGCUCUGGUAGCUAACGCAAGUCUUCAGGAAAUCUUGGCAUGCACACCUUGCCUUGGCCCCUAUCUGAUACAAACACUGUUGACUUCACAGCCUAAGUAUCUUUUGUUUGAGGCUGUGUGUGUGUGUUGAACGAGACUGAACACGCCAAAUGUACAGUGCCUUCAGAAAGUAUUCAUACCCUUUGAAUUAUUCCCCAUUUUGUUGUUACAGCCUGAAUUCAAAAUGGAUUACAUGUUUUUUUUAUAUCACUAAUCUACAACCAAUACCCAAAACCUGUUUUUAGACAUUUUUGCAAAGUUAUUGAAAAUUAAAUACAGAAAUAUCUAAUUUCCAUAAGUAUUCACACCCCUGAGCCAAUACAUGUUAGAAUCAGCUUUGGCAGCGAUUACAGCUGUGAGUCUUUCUGGGUAAGUCUCUAAGAGUUUUGCACACUGGGAUUGUACAAUAUCUGCACAUUAUUCUUUAAAAAAUUAUUCAAGCUCUGUCAAGUUGGUUGUUGAUCAUUGCUGGACAGACAUUUUCAGGUCUUGUCAUAGAUUUUCAAGCCGAAUUAAGUCUAACUGUAACUAGGCCACUCAGGAACAUUCAAUGUCGUCUUGGUAAGCAACUUCAGUGAAUAUUUGGCUUUGUGUUUUAGGUUAUUGUCCUGCUGAAAGGUGAAUUUGUCUCCCAGUGUCAGUUGGAAAGCAGACUGAACCAGGUUUUUAUCUAGGAUUUUGCCUGCGCUUAGUUCUAUUCCAUUUAUUUUUAUCUUAAAAAUCUCCCUAGUCCAUGCUGAUGACAAGCAUAUGCAUAACAUGAAAGAACCACCACCAUGCUUGAAAAUAUGAAGAGUGGUACUCAGUAAUAUGUGGAUUGGAUUUGCCCCUAAAAUAAUUAUUUGUAUUCAGGACAUAAAGUUGAUUUCUUUACCACAUUGUUUGCAUUUUACUUUAGUGUUAUUGCAAACAGGAUGCAUGUUUUGGAAUAUUUGUAUUCUGUACAAGCUUCCUUCUUUUCACUCUGUCAUUUAGGUUAGUAUUGUGGAGUAAAUACAAUGUUGUUGAUCCAUCAUCCUAUCACAGCCAUUAAACACCAUUGGCCUCAUGGUGAAAUCCCUGAGCAGUUUCCUUCCUCUCCGUCCAAAGUGUAAUUAAUAAGUUCACCAUGCUCAUGUCUGACACUAUUAUUGCACACAGAGUGAGUCCAUAAAAGUUAUUAUGUGACUUGUUAAGCAAAUGUUUACUCCUAAACGUAUUUAGGCUUGUCAUAACAAAGGGUUGAAUACUUAUUGACUCAAGACACAAUUAAUCCGUAAACAGUUGAAAAACAUAAUUCCACUUUGACAAUAUGGGGUAUUGUGUGUAGGCCAGUGACACAAAAUCUCAAUUAAACAAUAAAAAAUGCAGGCUGUAACACAACAAAAUGUGGAAAAAGUCAAGGGGUGUGAAUACUUUCUGAAGGCACUGUAGCUAAAUGCUUCCACUCUAUUUGACUGGCUUUAUGGCAAGGGUUCAGAAAACAAUGCUAACAUGAUAGAAUUCCUCAUACCAACAAAAAUGAUUUUUUUUUUCUCAACACAUUCACAAACCACUCCAGGUUUAAAAAACCAAACUGAAAAUAGGUUGUAGGCUAAGUGGUAUUAGGAAAUAUCACACAGAAAAAUAUAAAGAUACAAACAUCCUAUGCUUUGAAAAGGUGCUUGAAGUCAAUGUGUAUGACCACUGUUUAUAUAAAACACACUGAAGUAUACAUUGCAGAGUCCUCCUUUUCUUUUGGCUGAAAUCCACCAUGGAAAGAGCUUUGAUUCUGACUGCUUCUUUCUCUUUGCUUUUCAAAGUGGACCAAGCUGAUGCCCGUGGCCGUGCCCCUGCCAUGGUUGGGGAAACCCCGGCCAUGCAACGCUACUUGGAGCUGACCUGGGUAGUGGUGCCCGCUGUGGCCUGUCUCACUGCUGCUGUCAUAGUGGCAGCUCUAGUCGUCAAAGUCCUACUAACUGGUAUGUAGACACCUCUCCCUAACUGAGUGAGUGAUAACUACUCUUUUCACAAUCAUCUAAUGCAGAGCCGAGAUGUACCGCGCUGGCCUGGUUAGGCAGCAUCAAUCAUAGUUGCUGGAACUGUGCUGAAAAUAAUAAAUUCAAGCUAGCACAGUACACUAAUGUCCCAGGUUUAAAUGGGGUGCUGACUGUUCUUUCUUUCUUUCUUUCUUUCUUUCUUUCUUUCUGUCUGUCUGUCUGUCUGUCUGUCUGUCUGUCUGUCUGUCUGUCUGUCUGUCUGUCUGUCUGUCUGUCUGUCUGUCUGUCUGUCUGUCUGUCUGUCUGUCUGUCUGUCUGUCUGUCUGUCUAAUCUAUCUAUAGUUCACCAGAGGAGGCACAGAAAGGGACGGGAUGGGGUCUGUACAUCGAAACGACAAACAGGUGA